This is a messenger RNA of Cuculus canorus (common cuckoo), 3247 nucleotides long. RefSeq names its product delta like non-canonical Notch ligand 2 (gene DLK2). Gene Ontology annotation, molecular function: calcium ion binding. Gene Ontology annotation, cellular component: protein-containing complex; plasma membrane. Lineage: Eukaryota; Metazoa; Chordata; Aves; Cuculiformes; Cuculidae. The coding region runs from base 186 to 1376 and encodes 396 amino acids. The transcript is spliced from 6 exons. Gene Ontology annotation, biological process: heterophilic cell-cell adhesion; establishment or maintenance of epithelial cell apical/basal polarity. The record is from RefSeq and is a predicted model, not a curated record.
CAGGCAGGCACACGCCGCCGCUGGCAGGCGGCCGGGGCUGCGCGGCGGCGGGCGGAGCGGCGCGGCACCAGCGGCACACGCGGCGGCUCCCCCUUUGCGCAGCCCCGCCGGGCAUGGCCGCCCCGCGGUAGCCACAACGACCGCCGAGUCGCCGAGGUGUUCAUCUCGGUGGGGCCACACUGACCAUGCUCAGGAGCUUCUGUCUCCAGCUCAUGUCCUUGGUUUGGAUACUCUUGGCCCAUCACCAGCUUGCCCAAGGUGAUGACUGCAGUGAACGCUGUAAUCUUGCCCAUGGCGGAUGUGACCAGGAUGGGAAGUGCAGGUGUGAUCCAGGCUGGGAGGGCGAGUACUGCGAGGAGUGCGUGCGUAUGCCGGGGUGUCUCCAUGGGACAUGCCACCAGCCUUGGCAGUGCAUCUGUCACACCGGCUGGGCUGGCAAGUUCUGUGAUAAAGACAUACACAUCUGCGAACACCAGUCCCCGUGCCAAAAUGGGGCUCAGUGCAUCUACGACCGAGAUGGGGAAUAUUCCUGCCUGUGUCCAGAAGGCUUCCAUGGGAAGGACUGUGAGAUGAAGAUUGGGCCAUGUGAGAAGGCAGGGUCUCCAUGCAAGAAUGGAGGGCAGUGUCAAGAUGAAAACGGCUUUGCCAGCAACUUCACCUGCCGAUGCCUUGCUGGCUUCGUGGGGGCUCUCUGCGAGAACGAUGUGGAUGACUGCUUGAUGCGUCCCUGUGCCAAUGGUGCCACAUGCCAUGAUGGGAUCAACCGCUUCUCCUGCCAGUGCCAGGUGGGCUUUGAAGGGCGUUUCUGCACCAUCAAUAUCAAUGACUGCGCCAGCCAGCCGUGCAAAAAUGGGGCAAAGUGCUACGACCGCAUCAAUGACUACGACUGCCUGUGUCCUGACCGUUUUACUGGCAAAACCUGUGAGAUUUCCAUCCCCGAGCCCACCUGGGCUGCACCCUACCACCCUGCAAACCAUGAGAACGGUGGCGUGGUGAAAAGCACUGCUAGCGAGAUGCUCGCAGUGACACAGCCAGAGCCUGUCAGGACCGUGGUCACAGGGCGACGUAUGGCCAACCACAGCGAGAAAGAGCCGGGGGGAGGGUUAUUGAAAAUCUCUGUGAAAGAGGUGGUGACCCAAAGGGACUCAGGGCUGACUGAAGCCCAGCUGGUGACAGUGCUGGUCUUUGGGGUGCUGACAGCAGUGCUGGUCCUCAUCACUGUCCUGCUAAUACUGAGGAACUGGCAGAGGGGCCGUCAGAGGUCAAACUGGUGCCAAAGCCCUUUGCAGGCUGCAAGAAAGCUCCAAGACCAGGAGUGUCAGGUGGGCAUGCUCAACACCGUCCUGAUCGAGCCCAGGAAGACGACGGAGCUAUGAGCUGUGAGGACUCUGAGCCAGGCCCUUGGCAGGUCAUUGUGCUGGCAAACCCCUCGAACUGCAACCCUGGGGAGCUGUGCUGGCACAAGCUGGGCAGUGGGGAAGGGCUCCCGGAGCAGCAAAAGCAUCAAUGGAAGCCUGCAGCAUCGAGUGUUGGUGCGAUGGCUCCACUUGAGUCUGAGCCGUCUCCCACUCAGCCGGGGCAGCCAGCACCCAAAGGUAUCCAAAAGCAGGGUGGUGUUGGGUCAGCCCUGCAGGGGAGCAGUGAUGUGACACUUGUGGCAGCCCAUAGUGCGCAGAACCAGCACUGCCUGACAUGCGCUGAUGUGAGCUCUCAGAAGCAGGAUGGGUAGUGCUGCGAGGAGAACACAGCUUUCUUGCAAGCCAAAGUUCUGCCAGGCCUUGUGUAACUCCUCUCUGUGACUACUGGAAGGGGCUUUUCCCUCUCGUUUAUGCUGGUGUUGGGAUGUUUCUUCUGCAGUCUUCGGGACAGUUGUGGCUACAAGGGUUUCCCUGCUCCAGUACUGGAUGGGGUGGCUUCUGGCUGUUUCUGGAUGCUGUCAUGUCAGAUGCCAUGUCUUUAGGGAGCAAGGGCUUCUUCUUCUCCUGGCCUUGUGGUUUGGUGAGCCAGUUUGAAGAGACUCUAGAGAUCAUUUGGGGUCUCUUCAUGCCCUUCUUCUGCCCUGGGUGAUGCCCCUUCCUCUGGCUGUCAAACUUACAGUUACAAACACGUUCUAUACUUUCCUCCUGAUAAUCCAGGAGUCUUCUCCCUCCACUUACUGAGCCGUCCUUUCUGGUCUUGAUGCAAAUGGCAAAACUAUUCCCCUCUCCAGCAUGCACUUCCGCUUCACCAUUUCUUGACAGGAAGGAGCAUAGCUUGCUCCCCUCUGGGGUCCUCAGGGCCUGAGCUGGUCCUUCUGAUGUGCCCUCGCAGGUGACACUGGAGAUGUGCUGCAGCUGGUUCAGGAGCGAUAAGAGAUCCAAACCCUCCUUUCCUCUCCCAGUCAUUCCAAGGCAGGCAACUGGCACUAACCUCAAGUCAGCCAUCAUAUAGUUUCUUGAUACAAGAAAGACUGAGCUCCUGUUUUGUCAACGACUCCCCACAAUGGGCGUGAGGACAGGCCAGCGAGCCUGGGGUGCCCAUAGGAAGCAGAAAUAGCACUGCCUUCUCCACCAUUGCUAAAGCAUAGCCAAGAGGUAGUAGACAGCCAGGUCACUUAGCCUUUGAACUAGGGCUGCUUCUGCCAGCGCUGGUGUGAUGUGCAGCAAUUGGUGUCUCUGCCAGGGCCAGGAUUUUUCAUGCCUCCUCUUGGUUACAGAGGGCUAAGCAGUGGGGUAACCCCUGACCACCAGCAGCCCAAACCCUACUACUGGCCUGUGGGGCUGAGAGCUGGGUGCAACACGGUGUGAAGAGAGUUAACAGAGCAGUGAGCACUCAGCCAGGAGGGAGAAUUGGGAGAGGGAACUGGGGCUUCAUCAGAAAGAUUAUAUUUUUAAUACAUUGAUGGAUGAUGUACCUUUAUCAAAUAAAACAAAUGCAAGCCCAGAAACAGCGUAUCAGAGAAUCGUAAAAUAAUUUCUAUUGGAAGGGACCUCUGGAGAACAACCUCCUGCCCCAGCAGAUCUAAUUAGAUCAGGUCACUCAGUGACUUUUUUGGAUGAAUACCUCCGUUACUUCCCUCAAGAAUGCAAACCCAGAUUGUGACAUAGGACCUCAUACUCUGGCUGCAGGAGGAGAUGACUCCCACAUCCUCAAGGGAAGGAAUGAAACCUGCCUCACGAGAGCAUAGCAAAGGUGUGUACCUGCUAGGUGUUGCCUCAGUGCUGGGGAGAAAGAAAACCACAGACUGAGUCCAACGAUGCCCAUGGGA